AUGUUACAAGAUAAAAUUUUAAUAUUCACGAUAUUGGCUGGUGGAACACAGGCGGGAUAUCUAUAUCAAAAACCAGCUAUACCAUUUGAACUGCCAGCAAGAGAGAGGGUAAAUGUACUGAAUCAAAAAACCGCCAACGAGAUCAUAUUUCAAUCACACGGAAGUGCGGUGUCGUAUUCUGUGCCAUUUGAGGACUAUCAUUUCCUGAAACAUCACAAAGCGGAAUAUCACAAUUCCCCUUACAACGAUCCCCAUGCUACCCACGAUUCUACAGUAUUACAGAAAAUAGUUCAACAAUCAGAAAAUACUUACGCAAAACCUAAUGCAGUGUCAAGUGAACCAGUAUUAAUUCCCAACCAAAAUGUUCCCACUGAAGGCAAUAUCGCGAUAGAGCAGAAUGUAAUUCAACCAUCGGAAAAUGUUUUCGCAAAACCUAAUAUAGUGCUACGUGAACCAGUUUUAAUUCCGAAUCAAAAUGUUAACAAUGAAGGCAAUGUCGCUGUAGUACAGAAUGUAAUUCAUACUGAUGUAGUGUCAAAUGAACCAGUUUUAAGUGUCAACCAAAAUGUUAACAAUGAAGGCGAUGCCGCAAUAGUACAAAAUUUAAUUCAACAAUUAGAAAAUGCAUUCGCAAAACCUGAUAUAGUGCCAAAUGAACCAAUUUUAAUUCCCAACCAAAAUGUUAACAAUGAAGGCAAUGUUGCAAUAAUACAAAAUUUAAUUCAACAAUUACAAAGUGGUUUUGCUAAGCCCGAUGAAUUGCCAAGUGACGGUAAUGUAGCUAUAGUACAAAAUGUAAUUCAACAAACUGAAUCAAGUUUCGCUAAUAACGCUCCUAUUAACAAUCAGUUAGCCAGCAUUACCGACAACCAUGCAGUAAUACAGAACACAAUUCAGCAGUCAGAAGCCGCAUAUCUUCAGCCAGAUGUACGGGAUACUGUUGAACCAACCAUUACUAAGCAUAUUUAUUUUCACGUUCCACCACCUGAUAUUGAAGAAAUACCCGUGUACCGACCUCCUGUACCUCCGAAAAAGAUCUAUAAGAUAAUAUUUGUUAAAGUACCUAAUCAAGAAUCUGCAAAUACAGUACAAUUACAGCAAGCUCUUUACAAUCGAAUAGCCCCUGUCGAAGAAAAGACUUUAAUAUACGUCCUAGCUAAUAGGCCUGAACCUGUACAAGUUUUACCUUUGCCACCAAAACCAAAACCCUCUGAACAUGAAGUAUUCUUUGUGAAAUAUAGAGCCAACAAGAUAAGUGCUCCUUUACCCGAACCCGGUAAUUUGUUGCAAGAAAAUACUGAUUUAAACGUGGAACCAAUUUUACAACCAGGAUUGGUAAAUGGCAAGCGUUAA
Parnassius mnemosyne (clouded apollo) is the source of this 1353-nucleotide messenger RNA. NCBI's taxonomy places the organism in Eukaryota, Metazoa, Arthropoda, Insecta, Lepidoptera, Papilionidae. The record is from the annotation of a GenBank genome assembly.